This is a messenger RNA of Grus americana (Whooping crane), 5207 nucleotides long. It is a transcript of the gene SLC6A14, whose product is annotated as solute carrier family 6 member 14. The record is from RefSeq and is a predicted model, not a curated record. The transcript has 14 exons. Gene Ontology annotation, molecular function: L-proline transmembrane transporter activity. The coding region runs from base 2892 to 4856 and encodes 654 amino acids. Gene Ontology annotation, cellular component: membrane. Gene Ontology annotation, biological process: sodium ion transmembrane transport. Lineage: Eukaryota; Metazoa; Chordata; Aves; Gruiformes; Gruidae.
GCACUGGCAGUGCAGUUAUUCUCAACCUGCAUUUUAGUGAGGCUUUGCCUUUUUGGUAGCUUCUGUAAAACUUUGCUCUUGAAGUCUUGCUGUGUGCCCAGCGAUGAUGUCUGCAGGUGCAGGGGAAGAACCCCAUUAGGGCAAAACCCAUAAGGAGGAAGAAAAGUUGUUCCCUGUGCUAGGGACAUGCUGUUGGGGCUUGUUUCCAGAAACCACAGGUCUGGAGGCAUAGUGGCAGCUGACACAGGUCUGGCAUGAUUUGAAUCUUGAGGUGCUGUGGUGGGAGAGGGGAUGUCCAGCAGCCACCAGCUGUUGGCAGGGAUUUGCCUACUCACUGUGCGUGCUGGAGGGACAUGGUGGUCCCAGUGCACCAAUUCCUUCAGUCAUGCAACCCAUGGGUGAGAGCCCGGGCAUCUCAUGAGCUUUGUCAAAACAGUGGCCUGACAGAAGUCAGGCAGAAGUCCCCAGAACCACCAGUGACUCUGGUGAAAAUCAGGAACAAUUUGUGUGAGACUGGUGUCAUGUAAACAAACAUCUGUGACCUUAACUACAUAAACCUGGUUUGGGUGGUCCCUCUCCUCACCUAUCUAGAAUGAUUUAUUUUUUUUUCCCAGUGGUGAAAACAGGUAGGUGUGUUUUGUGCAAGAGGCAUGUUGCAGCUUGUCUGCCUAUGGAACGGGGAUGAGUUUGUGAAUUAACCCAGAUUACAGGUUGGUGCCCAGCCUCCUCUUCAGACAUCAUCUGGGGCAAACAAGGUGGCACAGCUGUGGGUUUAAGCCGCUUCAAAACUCCCACAAGCCAAAUGCUUGGGGGAGUGUGGGAAUCCAACUACCAAACAUGUCAUUCCCCAUCCCAUGCUACAAACUAUCCUAUGGUGUGAAGGUGCUGGUGCGAAGAAAUUCUGUUCCAAUGCUACAUUGUCAGGGCACCUGAACCAUGUGCAUGGUUUUAUCCUUGCUUUUCUUUUUAAAGCAAGGAGGGGGAAAAAAAAAAACCCCAAGCCCCUCUUACUGUGAUCUUGUCCUCCAUGAGAGACUUCUGCAGAAGCAGAUCCUGCUGGAAAGUGAUUUCUGUCGAAGCAGAUGUUACACAAAUCAUCUGGAGCCCAUGGUAAGAAUCGCGUGGCUUCUCUGUUCCCCUGUUCGAGUCUGUCAGGUAAUUAAGCAUAAUCAUAUUGGUAAGAUUAUUUGGGACUCACAAGGCUCUGCCUUGGCAGUGCGGUGGGGUGAUGUGGGUGUCUGUGUGUGCCAGAUGAGUCCCUGGUGACGCAGGUGAUGCGCUGCAAACACGCAGGUCAUGCAGUAGAAGCUUCCACCCUAUGAGAGAUUUUUUUUGGCGACCAGAUGCGAGGGUCCCCUGUGCAGUAGCAGGCAGUGAAUGUGUCUCCAGCAUAGGAGUGACAGAGCAGCCUGGGGCUGGGGUGCCAUCCAGGGCCGACCGCUAGGUAGUACAGCCAGCUGCACCCGUGGGGCGAGCGCUGCCCAGCAGCGAGCAGUGCCCACGGGCUGGGUCCUGCGUGUACGGGCCUACGGGGGGACCUGCUCAGGGUCGGGCGGCCAGGGGAGCGUGGAGGCGGUUUGCAGUGUGGAGGACAGGGAAUCACACCUGAAAACGUGGAGUGCUGUGAUGCUUUGGGAAUUGUAAGUUUGGGACAGAAGAGUGUGGAGAUGCAGCUUCUUAGAGAAACUUUUGGGUUCAGUGCUUGAAAGAUUAUCUAUUUCUCUAUUUUCCUUGCUUGGUUUGAAAAUGGUGGUUGGAGUGAGAUGUUGCCUCCUUCUCAGCCCCCUUUCUCUGGUGAGAAAUCUUCCUGUGCCCUUCCUGCAGCCGGUGCUUCUGGGCUGCAAGCCACAUGCCACCUUUCCUCAUCUGUAAUGGGCAGAUGCAAAUCUGCUAUUCAGUGCUGGACCUUCAAAGCAUGUUGAGAGGUUGGUGGUGCCGAGAGCACAGCAGGGAACAUUCUGUUAAAAGCAAAGGAGGAGCACGUUUAUUUGAAGCAGCAGCUUCUUCUGUACUGUUAUGCCUCAUGUGGGCUUCAGACAUGAAAGCUGAUAUGAGGGCUAGUGAGUGAGAGGGACUUAAUUUUUCUAUGUGUAGAUGAUGAAAACUGGGCAGGUGAAAGGGAGGAAUUUGGCAGGGAGCUGGAGAGGGGCUGCUGUACCUGAGAGGAGACGUGCAGGAGUCCUGUCUCCUGCAGGGGUCAGGGCACGGGUUCCGAUGGCACCAGCUGGGAGCGCUCGCUGCUCAGAGUGCGUGGGGAGUGCCAGCAAAGCCUCUUGGUGAUUUAUUGCACAAAGCCUCACUGUACAGCCAGCUGGGAACUUUCCACUGGUACAGUUUUUUCAUAAGAAAAUAUAUAAACAAAGCUUCCUACAGGAAAUGGCAUAUAUUUUCACUGAAGAUGGAGUGAUAUACCACGAAUAGAGUCACAUUCAUCCCGCUGAAACAGUGGUCUAGUGAUUUAUAGCACUGGCUGGAGUUAUAGUGUAAUUACGGUCAAAAUUCUUAGACUUUGGAAGUGACCACAUGUAUCUGUCUUUUCUUAUCGCUGCUUUAUCGUAGUACAGAAUAAGCACUUUAGUUGCACUCCUGUUGAGUGUUUAACAAGGUGGUGGCGUAAAAGUGGAAGGAAUAUUUUCUGCAAGCAUCCAGAGUAGACAAGACUUUCCUUUAUAUAAACUUUUCACCAAUUUAUAUUUUUCAGUGGAAAACACCUACUUUUGUAGAGACACUAAAAUUUGCUGAGGUGGGUUUUGCUUGCUUGUUUUUUUACUUCUGCCUUUUUCUAUUACAGAUCACUAGCACAGAGGAAUGCAAAAGCAAGAAACAAACUGGAGAUUUUUUCCACUACCUCCCAAAGUACAUGAAGCUGAGGAAAGUGAGGAUGGUGCUGAAUGCACAAACAAAAUGACUUCAGUUUAUCAAGUGUCAAAGAUGCCCAUGCCAGUGACAAUGAUGAGAACGCGGAGCGUGGUAACUGGUCAAACAAAGGCGACUACCUGCUCUCCAUGGUGGGCUACGCUGUGGGCCUCGGCAACGUCUGGCGGUUUCCCUACCUCACCUACCAGAAUGGCGGAGGUGCUUUUCUAAUCCCAUACACCCUGAUGUUGGCAUUAGCUGGCUUGCCCUUAUUUUUCAUGGAAUGUUCCCUUGGGCAGUUUGCCAGUCUAGGGCCAAUUUCCGUCUGGAGAAUAUUACCAUUGUUUCAAGGAGUGGGUAUCACAAUGGUCAUCAUCUCAACAUUUGUGGCGAUCUACUACAACGUUAUCAUUGCCUAUGCACUCUACUACUUAUUUGCCUCAUUUCAAAAAGUGUUGCCGUGGUCAGACUGCUUUUCCUGGGCAGAUGAUUUCUGCAGCAAAACUCGAUUAGUAAGCGACUGCAAUGCAACCUUACAUGGAGAAAUAGUUCAUGCAAAUUACUCAUUCAUCACAAACAAUAAUCUCACAUGUAUAAAUGGCACCAUGAACUACAAACCAGUGCAAUUUCCCAGUGAACAAUACUGGAAUAAAGUGGCUCUUCAGCGCUCGAGUGGGUUGGACGAGACCGGUAACGUUGUGUGGUACUUGGCGCUCUGCCUCCUCCUCUCCUGGAUGAUUGUUGGAGCCGCGUUGUUUAAAGGAAUAAAAUCUUCUGGAAAGGUCGUCUACUUUACUGCACUCUUCCCAUAUGUCAUCCUGCUCAUCUUGCUGGUGCGCGGCGCCACCCUGGAAGGUGCUUUGGAUGGCAUUGAGUACUACAUUGGGAGGCAGUCCAACAUCACCAAGUUGAUGGAGGCAGAGGUUUGGAAAGAUGCAGCCACCCAGAUAUUCUACUCCCUGUCUGUGGCAUGGGGGGGGCUUGUUGCUUUGUCUUCGUACAAUAAGUUCCACAACAACUGCUACUCAGAUGCCAUUUUAGUUUGUGUAACCAACUGCGCCACCAGCGUAUUUGCCGGGUUUGCGAUAUUCUCCAUCUUGGGACAUAUGGCAUUCGUGUCCGAGAGACCUGUCUCAGAGGUCGUGGACUCAGGAUUUGAUCUGGCAUUUGUAGCCUACCCAGAGGCUCUGUCCAAGUUACCAGUUGCUCCUCUGUGGUCCUUCUUGUUUUUCUUCAUGCUCCUGCUCUUGGGCCUUGACUCUCAGUUUGCCACCAUAGAAACACUUACAACCACCAUACAAGAUAUAUAUCCCAAAGUCAUGAAAAAGUUAAGAAUCCCUAUAACACUGGGUGUGUGCAUAUUGCUCUUCUUUCUUGGUCUUAUCUGUGUUACUCAGGCAGGAAUUUACUGGGUUAACCUAAUAGAUCACUUUUGUGCAGGAUGGGGAAUCCUUAUUGCAGCUGUCCUGGAGAUAAUAGGCAUUGUCUACAUUUACGGAGGAAACAGGUUCAUUGAAGACAUUGAAAUGAUGAUUGGAAAGAAGAGCCGUUUAUUCUGGCUGUGGUGGAGAAUGUGCUGGUUUUUCAUUACUCCUGUGCUGUUAAUGGCAAUUUUGGUCUGGUCUCUGGUCACAUUUUCACCUCCCACUUAUGGCUCGGUGUUAUAUCCAGCCUGGGGAACUGCUGUUGGCUGGUGCAUGAUUAUCUUCUGUGUCAUCUGGAUUCCUAUCGUCGCUAUUCUAAAAAUAGUUAAAGCUGAAGGAAAUCUUUGUCAGAAACAAGCAAACGCAAGAUCUGAGGCAUGCUGCUCUUGUCAAGCUCUGCCAAAGAGUCCUGUUGGUCACAGCUUUUCCUGCCUGUUUGGCUUCAGUGUCCAGAAUCACAGAAUGGUUUGGGUUGGAAGGGACCUUAAAGAUCAUCUAGUUCCAACCCCCCUGCCAUGGGCAGGGACACCCUCCACUAGACCACGUUGCCCAAAGCCCCAUCCAACCUGGCCUUGAACGCUUCCAGGGAUGGAGUCUCUGCAACCUGUUCCAGUGCCUCACCACCCUCGCAGUAAAGAAUUUCUUCCUGAUAUCUAAUCUAAAACUAUCCUCUUUCAGCUUAAAGCCAUUACCCCUCAUUCUAUCACUCCAUGCCCUUGUAAACAGUCCCUCACCGUCUUUCCUGUAGGCCCCUUUAGGUACUGGAAGGCUGCUCUAAGGUCUCCCCAGAGCCUUCUCUUCUCCAGGCUGAACAAUCCCAACUCUCUCAGCCUGUCUUCAUAGGAGAGGUGCUCCAGCCCUCUGAUCAUCUACUGAAACCAAAGAUAUUUGACAUUAUUUUAAAAAACUUUGGUGAUUUGUUUGUAA